Colletotrichum truncatum is the source of this 546-nucleotide messenger RNA. NCBI's taxonomy places the organism in Eukaryota, Fungi, Ascomycota, Sordariomycetes, Glomerellales, Glomerellaceae. The record is from RefSeq and is a predicted model, not a curated record.
AUGACAGAGUAUAGCACAAAUGCUCAACCGCAUUUUAGUCUUUUAAGGAUAAUUGGAGGAUGGGGAAACGUCAACAGCAUGCUGCGGAGCAUGCUGGCAGGCACAUCGGCCGCCGCCGUUGUCGGUCUCACAGCAUCGUUCAUCGGAGCCAGCAUCUGGGGCACGGCGGGGCUUCCGUUCAUCAUCGGAUCAACACUGGGCUUUGCGCUCGGAAGCGCCAAAUGGUACAUCGCAGCGACGCAAGAAUCGCUGCUCCAGCUGGACAAGUACCCGUCGAUUCUGAGGCUGCACCUGAUAUCUAACUUCCCAUGGAAACCGGAGCUCGGCCGACGAGGGAUCGACUGGUUUACCGCGAGCAGGUUCAGCUCAAGCUGGCAGAUGAAGAGCAUGCUCAUCGCAAGCUGGUUGACUGCCCAGCCGGCGCUUGACGAGAUUCGGAACCGAACAGAGGCGGAGCUUGUGGAUGCAUACUCGCGACAGCGGGUUAUUGAGCGGAGCCGCUUGGAUGAGAAAGACGGUGAGGGCGAAGGAUCCACUCACGAGUAG